This is a messenger RNA of Colletotrichum lupini, 2199 nucleotides long. RefSeq lists its product as uncharacterized. Gene Ontology annotation, molecular function: small GTPase binding; guanyl-nucleotide exchange factor activity. The transcript has 3 exons. NCBI's taxonomy places the organism in Eukaryota, Fungi, Ascomycota, Sordariomycetes, Glomerellales, Glomerellaceae. Gene Ontology annotation, biological process: vesicle-mediated transport. Gene Ontology annotation, cellular component: endocytic vesicle; cytosol. The record is from RefSeq and is a predicted model, not a curated record. The coding region runs from base 1 to 2199 and encodes 732 amino acids.
AUGGCUUCCAGCAUCGUCGAAACUAUGGCGUCAACCGGCCCCUCCAAAUCCCCAGCAGCUCGUCCAAAUACGAUACGGGCGCCUUCCUUCACUCGCCAGAGCGAAGACAGCGAUCCUCUCCGAGUCCCGAAACGAGCUCAAACAUUCCAGAAUGGGACUGCGGCCGACCCGUUGACGACGACGACAACAACGACGACGACGACCGUAGCCAGCAAGGUCCAGCAGAAGCCAGCAGACGAGCCCGAGGGCCCUGAUGCUUUCGAGACUGCUGGAAGGCCGUCAACAGAUAACGACGAUGGGUUCGACGGCAGAGGCUCUGUGGACCUGGGUGAGCUUCCAAUUGAACUAAGUUUCUACGAAACCGCAUCCACACACGUCAACACACAUAUCUCUAGUCUGAUCACACGGCAUAAUCGGGAUGCAUCGCCUGCGCCGUCCGCGUCAUCCAAGGUCUCCACAGCUAGCAGGCUUCGAGCCAAGGCGGCUUCCCUCGGAAGCAAGGAUAAACCCAAAAAUCUCCCCAAACCAGAGCCGGAGCAGCAGAUGAUUACUGCCGAAGAACUCGCCAACAAGAAGAAGGCGCGGAAAGCAAUCGAAGCCAAGCGUGGCAUCAUCGAGGAGGCAGUGGAGCGCAGGCUGUGCGAAGGUAUCUACGACAAGAUCUACCGCCACAAGAGCACCCAGGACGAAGCGCAGGAUUCAAAGCUGCGAUCAAAGACCGCAGCACUCGCGCUGGUCGGCAUUGGACCGGCCGACCUGGGAAUCGAUCUUGGCGACGAUGCAUCUCAGACACCCGAAGCCGCUGCGGAAAAGGUUGAAGAGAUCAAGAAAUCGCUUGAGCAGGCUAGAAGAGACUUGAUUCUCAUGAAUGAGAAGCGAUACCCGCUCGGUAAGGUACACCACUUGAAAGCGGCACACAAGGAUAUUGUCGAGACUCUGGCGCAAUUCCACCCGUCUGCAUCCGCAGAUGAGAUUAUGCCUAUGCUCAUCUUCACCCUCAUCACGCUUCCUCCUGAACAUCUCAACGUUAUUAGCGACCUGCACUUUAUUCAGCACUUUAGAUGGGAGCCGAAAUUGACGGGCGAGGCCGCAUACUGCUUGACGAAUUUAGAAGCAGCCAUCAGCUUUUUGGAGACGGUCGAUCUGUCUACACUGAGGGCCGAUGAGUUGCCCCAAGGUCCUGCCAGAGGUAUCAGCCAGCCGGGCACUCCGCGGGCUGAGACAUUCCCUCCGGCGUUCCCGCCUGGACUGACGGUAACGGCGGAUCCUUCGGUGGAGACCGACUCUGGCAAUGCCACGCCAACGAGACCGCCUGCGUCGCCUUCCGCAUCGGCCGGGCUGCGUGCUGCGGUUCAAGCUCGGAAUAGAAGACUGAGCGAGCUCGUCAACACGCCUGCUCAGGCCAUUGGUGCCGCAAGUGACGCCGUGCUCAACACAGCCGAUCAGCAUAUAAAGACGAUCUCGACUAGUUUGGGUGAUAGCUACAAGUUCUUGGUCGGCAAGUUGCGCGAGACACAGGGCACUCCCACCGAAUCAGGCCAGGGGCUCGUCGUGCCCAAGACGCUCGAUGAUGCUCGAAAGCUGAUGAGCACCCCGCCUCCUGAGGAGGAAGGGUCCGUCAGCGGUGCCAGCUCGGUUCAUGGCACAGAAGAGGCCGAAUCUACUCGCCGGCCCCCGGUCCGCGAGGAUAAGGUGCUCAACCUCAUCGGUGGACGCAAAGUCAGUCGAGACCAUAGCGCAGAUAGCUCGCGAAGCGUCAACAGCUCGAGGAAGGUGCUCUUUGCCAAAGAAGGGGAGAAAGAUCUGCCGACGCCAUCUCCUGGAAACGCAACCAACCCUCUGGACUCAGUGAGGAACUUUGGCAAUUCGUUCUCCAGGUUCUCCGGUAUGAGCAUGAUCAGAGGUCUGAGCCGGACCGCAUCCACGCCCAUUGCGGCGAAGGAAGUACCUAAAGAUAUGACCAAGGAUGGCCCGGCUACCAAGGUAGCUGACGGCGGCGACCUUGCAAGCGCUUUCCCUGAUAUUGCAGCUGCAUUGCCGCCCAAGCAGAUACCAAAGAUCAGCCCGCCGAACAAGCGCUUCAUGGAGAUGCAGAACCCCGGCGACCUGAAGAUUGGCGAGGUUCUCGAAUUGCUGCGCGACUACCGACGGCUGGCUACUACACUCAAGGACAUGGGGGCCUUUGAGGGGUCCAAGUGA